UAGCCGGCCGAGGGGGGAGGUGAAACCGAGGAAGUCAAUGGCUCAAUGCCCGUACUUCCACAUGGGGAGCAGGUCAAGAACCUCUUGCUCUUGACGCUAGCGCGAUCUAAUUAGGAGUUCAACCUGACAAUCUCUCGAGUUCUUGAUCUGCUCUUCUCCCCGCCGCACCCGUUCUCCUUGGGCCUUGGGUGAUCAAGGCAUGGGAGGCCCCUCCUGGCCGGACUUGCAGUGCCUGCUGCGGCGGAAGCCGGCGGCCGCGAGCUCCGCCGGCCGCGCCGAGGCUGCCGAUGGGGGCGGCGGACAGCACCUCGCCAAGACGCUUACCAUUCCCCACCUCGCCGCCAUCGGUGUUGGUUCGACGAUUGGCGCUGGCAUCUACGUCCUUGUUGGAACUGUGGCCCGUGAGCACACAGGACCAGGUCUGACGGUGUCCUUUCUGAUAGCCGGCGUCGCUGCAGCCCUUUCAGCUUUGUGCUAUGCUGAGCUCUCCUGCUGUUUCCCUUCGGCAGGGAGUGCCUACCACUACUCCUACAUCUGCAUUGGAGAGAGUGUUGCUUGGCUGAUUGGGUGGGCCUUGAUCCUUGAGUACACGAUAGGGGGAUCAUCAGUGGCACGCGGCAUAUCACCAAACUUGGCUUUAUUUUUUGGUGGCCAAGAUAAGUUGCCCUUCUUUCUAGCACAAGUCCAUGUUAAAGGGCUAGACACCCCAGUUGACCCUUGUGCUGCUAUUCUUGUCCUGAUAGUUACUGCAUUACUGUGUCUGGGAAUUAAAGAGAGCUCAUUUGUGGAAGGCAUCAUCACCACUGCAAACAUCAUAGUCAUGCUCUUUGUUAUCUGUGCUGGUGGAUGGUUAGGAUUCAGGAAUGGCUGGGUCGGUUAUAAAGGGCCAGAAGGUUACUUCCCUAAUGGUGUUGGUGGAGUCAUUUCUGGAUCGGCAACCCUCUUCUUCGCGUUCAUUGGCUUCGACACAGUAGCUAGCACGGCUGAGGAGGUGAAGAAUCCUCAGCGCGAUCUUCCACUGGGGAUGGGCCUGACACUGUCCCUGUGCUGCUUCCUCUACAUGAUGGUCUCUGCUGUUGUGGUUGGUCUGGUUCCCUAUCACGCGAUUGAUCCUAACACUCCUAUUUCUUCUGCGUUUGGGCAAUACGGGAUGCAGUGGGCAGAGUAUGUUGUUUCCAGUGGGGCUGUUCUUGCCCUCGUAGCAUCCUUGAUAGGCGGUAUUCUUCCCCAGCCAAGAAUUAUAAUGGCUAUGGCUAGAGAUGGAUUGCUUCCGCCCCUGUUCUCAGCUGUUAAUCGACAAACUCAAGUGCCAAUGUUGAGCACAAUUUUGACAGGGACGUGUGCUGCUAUCCUGGCUUUUUUCAUGGACGUCUCCCAAUUGGCAGGGAUGGUAAGCGUGGGAACCUUAUUGGCAUUUACUACGGUUGCCAUUUCUGUUUUAGUAGUAAGAUAUGCUCCUCCAUAUGAGAUGCCAAUGGAAGUGGCUCUUGCAGGAACACCUGAGACAUUAACUUCAUGCUCUGGGCACUCAGAACAGGAUGAGCAAAAUUUGGAAGAUCCUUUUGGCAAUGCACCUGCUGUCAGUGAGAUAGUCAGCAAAGCAAGGCGACAGAAAGCCAUGAGAAGCAUAGUAUUGAUAUGCCUUGGGGCCAUCAUCUUCAUUUCUGCGGUUUCUCUCUCCUCUUUGCCAUUUUAUGUGCGAAUGACUGCAUGCACCAUAGGCGGGCCGCUACUGUUGAGUUCUUCCAUUGUGCUUUUGUGCAUUGGACAAGAUAAGAGCUCUUUGGGACAAACUGGAGGCUUCAUGUGCCCAUUGGUUCCAUUCCUUCCAAUUUGUUGCAUCAUCGUCAACGCAUACCUGCUUAUGAACCUUGGGAGUCACACAUGGAUUCGUGUUUCCAUAUGGAUGGCGGCUGGCGCGCUCAUAUACCUCUUCUACGGCCUGAAACACAGUUCAUUAGCAGGCAUGGCCUACCAUCGCAUAUCGCAUUCGUAGUUCAACGUUGGGUUUGGGUAGACUUCUUUUGCAUUUCUACAGCAGAGAAAUGAGCCCAGGAGAUUUGAAGAAGGAACAGGAGAAGCUCUGAAAGUCUGAACCCUUACGAGCGAAGACAGGCACAUGUAGGGAAGAGGCAUUGUACAGUCUCGUAUGGGCUUGUUUUUUUUUUUCUCUGGCAAUUUCACAAACUACUGGGAAAGCUACCACUGUAAAUUUCUGAUUCUUUUGGUACAAGGGGGGAAAUUACAGGAGGCAUUCAUUAGUUGAUAAAGGCUUGUUGGGCUCCAACUGUAGCCUACCUUAACUUUCUUGGGACUAAUAAAGGCUUUGUUGUUGUAGCAGCUCCUGUGCAUGCAUCUUAUAUUAGUCUCUUUUUUUCAGAAGGAAAUUAAAUUGUGCGUAUGCUUUUUUUUCUAUUUUUUUAGUUCUUUAGACGAUUUUUCGAGUGAUAGGGAAUUGUGCUCGGGUAGUUCUCCUGGGCCCAUAAUCACAGGAGGUGGAGGUCCAAAAUGGGCCGGGUCGAAACUUGUUGUGGGUUUAGCUUGGCCUGCUUCUCCUCUCCUCUUCUUAUCCCUCUCCUGCUUAUCCAACGCACCCAUUCCACUCCGUCCGUCCAUCCAUCCGCCAUGGCGACCGCCACGCUGCUGAGCUCCGCCUUCGCCAUGCCCGCCGCCGCCCGGAGGGCCUCCUCCUCCUCUUCCUCCACCUCCCUGGGCUUCGCCACGUCGCAGCUCGCCGGCCUCUCCCUCUCCGCCGCCGCGCCCGCUUCAACCGCGGCGGCCCCCCUCCUCAAGAGGCCGAUCCAGCCCAUCGUCGCGCGCCGGGUGUGCCCCUUCACUGACAAGAAGACGAACCGGGCGAACAAGGUGUCCUUCUCCAACCACAAGACCAAGAAGCAGCAGUUCGUGAACCUGCAGUACAAGAAGCUGUGGUGGGAGGCCGGCAAGCGCUUCGUCAAGCUGCGCCUCUCCACCAAGGCCCUCAAGACCAUCGAGAAGCACGGCCUCGACGCCGUCGCGCGCAAGGCCGGCAUCGACCUCAACAAGAAGUGAGCCGAGCUUGAGUAGUCGAGCCGGUGGCGGCGGUAUGGUCAGGCCGAGCAAUCUCGCGAACCGAUGCCACUAGCUUAGUCUCGUCUGUCUCAAUUUCUGCUGCUGCUGCUGCUCAUUCAGUCAUACAGUAUUUUUCCUUUCCUCCCUAAUUUGAUUUGCAUCCAACCAAUGUAGGCACAUCGAGGUUGCAUAUAUUUUUAUUCUGUGGAAAGAGUUGAUGUUUCUUCCUCU
This is a messenger RNA of Panicum virgatum (switchgrass), 3282 nucleotides long. RefSeq names its product cationic amino acid transporter 3, mitochondrial-like. NCBI's taxonomy places the organism in Eukaryota, Viridiplantae, Streptophyta, Magnoliopsida, Poales, Poaceae. The transcript has 15 exons. Gene Ontology annotation, molecular function: amino acid transmembrane transporter activity. Gene Ontology annotation, cellular component: membrane. The record is from RefSeq and is a predicted model, not a curated record. Gene Ontology annotation, biological process: transmembrane transport; amino acid transport. The coding region runs from base 200 to 1996 and encodes 598 amino acids.